UUUUCCAGUAAUGGAGAACUGUCAUAUUGGACAUUCAUGGACAAUGCUGCUGACUAAUUGUUGCUUCUCUUACACACAUUGUAACCCUGAAAAAAGACUGUCUCCUAAGAGUACACCCUGAGAUCUGUGUCACCAUAGAUAUGGUGGAAUAAAAAUUAAAAGGGGGGAUUGUAGCUUGGUGGUCCCCAGGAAAGGGGGAGGUUCCAGGUUCCCUGCCCCACCCAAAAGGAGGGUGUUGCUGAGCAGGGAGAGAAGAAUCUGCAGAGGAUACUGAGGAAGGAAGGAUCCAGAGUGGAGCCAGAAGGAGACCUGGAGGAGGCACAUGGGGCCUAGAGACAUGUGAAGAAACUGCGCUUGCCUUUUGGUCGUGGACUGGGAGUCACAGAUGUGGCAGCUGUCUGCAUCCUUGGGGGCUGCACUGGUCGACGUUGGGCACAACAUUUGGGGGCUCGUCCGGGAUCGGCGAGUGCAGACCCCAACUACCGAGCAACCGAAAGGAGUUUUAAAGCGUGCAGCUCUUGCAGGUCCUCUUCACCACUGAGGAGCAAGAUCGUUUACUGACGGCCGCCAGGAAGUUAGUCCCUGGAGAGGACGGCACACCCACCACGAAUGCGGCCACAUAGACUUAGUGUUUCCCUUGACCCGACCUGAUUGGGAUUUUCACCAGGCUGAAGGUAAGGAGAGACUCCGGUGUUCCGCCAGACUCUAAUGGCAGGGUUGCGCGGCAGCCCGUGAGCCCACCAAUUUGGUCAAGGUAGGGGAUGUGCAGCAGGGAAGGGAGGAGACCCCCACGGCUUUUCUAGAGCGCCUCAGGGAAACUUUUCGGCAAUAUACUCCUAUGGAUCUGGAGGCAGCGGAAAACAGGGCCGCGGUGGUAAUGGCCUUUGUUAACCAGGCGGCUCCUGACAUUAAACAAAAACUACAAAGAAUAGAUAGGCUGGGAGAAAAAUCUAUUCGAGAUCUUAUUGAGGUGGCAGAAAAGGUGUAUAAUCGCCAUGACACUCCUGAGCAAAGAGAGGACCGCAUCCGCCAGGAAGAACGGAAGGUAAGGGCGGCUGAAAACGCACGCCAUACUCGGGAUCUGGCCAGAAUCCUGUUCGCCGUCACUCAAAAGGACGACCCGGGUAAGCUACGCCCCUCCCGCCGCCCCAGCUCCUCAGGGACAGGCAGGACCCUUCAGCGUGAUCCAUGUGCAUGCUGCACUCAAAAAGGACACUGGGCCGAACAUUGCCCAAAGAAACGGAAUAAACUCGAACAACCCCGCCGUUUUUGACACUCCUGUCCUGGUGCUUCGAGGGGCACAAGAAAUGACAGUGACUAGGACCGUCAGGGCUUGACCCUCCCCGAGUCCCAGCUAACCUUAAAAGCGGAGGGGAGACCCGUUAAUUUCCUUGUGGACACGGGGGCACAGCAUUCAGUCCUCACGGAACCCUUGGGUAAACUGUCCGGCAGAACAUCGUGGGUGCAAGGGGCUACGGGAUGCAAACAGCAUCCCUGGACCACAAAAAGAUCUGUAGACCUGGGAAAAGGUCAGGUUUCACACACCUUUGUUGUAAUCCCUGAAUGCCCGUACCCAUUCAUUGGAAGAGACCUUUUAACCAAGGUAGGAGCACAAAUCUCAUUUGGACAGGAAGGUGUCGAAAUCAAGGACUUUAAGGGCUCUCCCCUACACGGCCUCACGAUUUCCCUUCAAGAUGAGUACCGCCUGUUGGUGGCGCCACAUCACCCACCCCUUUCAGGGUGGUGGAUGAAAUCUUUCUCCAAUGUUUGGGCAGAAACCGUGGGGGUUGGCCUGCUAUCCCACAGACCACCCAUUAUAGUCCAGCUAAAGCCCGGGGCUGAACCCAUUCGGGUAAAACAGUACCCAUCCUAUGCCUGCAGAAGCCAAGGCAGGAAUAACGCCUCAUAUUCCGAGACUGUUGGACAGUGGUAUCCUUAAAACAUGCCAUUCUUCAUGGAACACCCCUUUGAUACUGGUGCGAAAACCACAUUCACAAGACUUCAGGCCGGUACAGGACCUCAGGGAAGUAAAUAAACGGGUCAUAGAUAUCCACCCCACAGCCCCAAACCCUUAUACCUUGCUGAGUGCCUUGCCACCUACUCAUGUGUGGUACACAGUAUUGGACUUAAAAGAUGCCUUCUUUAGUCUACCACUAGCACCUCAAAGCCAGGGAAUGUUUGCCUUUGAAUGGCAGGAUGUGGAACGGGGCAUCAGUGGACGAUUAACUUGGACAAGGUUGCCUCAAGGGUUUAAAAACUCUCCCACCCUUUUUGACGAGGCCCUUCAUGAGGAUUUGUGAACUAACUUUGCUCCAGUAUGUUGAUGAUCUGUUACUUGCAGUGGAAAGUGAGCAUGCCUGUCAACCAGGAACAGUCGAAUUACUGGCGGAACUGGGCCAGAUGGGAUACCGUGUCUCCGCAAAAAAGGCACAAAUUUGCCUGCCCGAGGUAAUCUAUCUGGGCUACCGCCUCAAAAAUGGUUGUAGGUGGCUGAUGGAAGCCAGAAAAGCUACUGUCUUACAGUUACUGACACCUACCACCAAAAGGGAGGUACGUGAGUUCCUGGGAUCUGCUGGAUUUUGCCGGCUAUAGAUACCUGUAUUCGCAGAACUGGCCCAAACCUUGGAUGAGGCUACCUGGGAAAAAGUGACUUUUCAGUGGACUCCCCAGAUGCAGCAGUCCUAUGAGUCCUUAAAGAGGGCUUUACUGUCUGCACUGGGUCUCCCGGACAUUACAAAGCCUUUCCAUUUGUUCGUAGACGAGGCAAAGGGCAUAGCUAAAGGGGUGCUCACUCAGUCCUUGGGCCCCUGGAGGCGUCCUGUGGCUUAUCUGUCUAAAAAGUUAGGCCUGGUGGCGUCCGGCUGGCCACCAUCCUUACACAUGGUGGCAGUGGCUGCCCUCCUUUUCAAGGACUCCCAAAAGUUGUCUCUGGGACAAGUUACUUCCAUAACCACCCCCCAUGCGGUGGAAGGAGUCCUCAGGCAGCCGCCGGAGAGGUGGAUAUGUAAUGCCCAAAUCACACAUUACCAGAGCCUAUUGCUCAACCCAGAGAGGGUCAAUUUUUCGCCACCCAUGGGGCUAAACCCCGCCUCCCUCCUGCCUGCCCCUGACCUGGAGGCCCAUCUAGACUGUGUUUUAAUCUUGGCCCAGGUCCAAGGGCUACGCCCUGAUCUGUGAGAUAACCCUCUGCUGGAUGGACUGGUUUGGUUUACUACGGGAGCAGUUUUAUCCACGAGGGCCCAAGAGAGGCAGGGGCGGCAGUGGUGUCCAUGCAGAAAGUCAUAUGGGCUGAGCCUUUGCCAUCCAGGAUGUCCACUCAAAAGGCUGAACUAAUUGCACUAACCAAAGCUCUCACCUCGGCCCGAGGAAAAGAUUUAACUGUGUAUACUGACGGCAGAUACACAUUUGCCACGGCCCACGUACACGGGGCCAUAUAUCAAGAGCGCGGGCUCUUAACCGCCGACGGCAAAGGCAUUAAAAACACUCAGGAAAUUCUGGAUCUCCUGGCAGCGCUGUGGCUACCGCGUAAGCUGGCUAUAGCACAUCAUCCAGGUCAUCAAAAGGACUCCUCGACUCCAACUCAAGGUAAUAAGCGUGCGGAUGAAGCAGCACGCCAAGCUGCCCUGAUGCCGAUAGAUGCCCUGACGGUAAAACUCCCAGACCCAGGGGAUCCGCAGCUGCCGAAUGACCCGGAGUAUAGUACUAUGGACUUUGACUACAUACAGUCUCUCCCGGGUGCUUUUCCUUUGGGAGACUGGUGGUACACCCAAGAAACUAAGGCCAUCUUGCCAGCACACUUGGCCACUGAUCUCAUUCAGCACUUGCACCGAGCCACGCAUUUGGGAGAAAAAAAAAUUCCAAAUCUAAUUAGACAAUGGAACCUCCAUGUCCGGGACGCAACCUGUACCGUGCGACGAGUAGUGGCGUCCUGCCAGUCGUGUGCCAUGGUAAACGCCACCAAGACAACCGGUGAACCAGGAAUGAGGCCGCAAGGAACGCGCCCGGUGUUCCAUUGGGAAAUAGACUUCACCAAGCAGGCUCGCCAGGAGGUCUGGCCCCGCCUCAGAGCGCUCUAUGAAGGGGGAGGACCUUCUCAGACAGCCCGCAGAUUUCAGCCUGCAGAUCUGGUCCUUGUCCGCCGACACAAGACCGACGGUCGUGGCCUCCAGCCCCUGUGGAAGGGUUCAUACAUCGUCCUCCUGACCACACCCACCGCACUCAAAGUGGACGGCAUCGCGGCCUGGGCUCAUCACUCGCACGCACGUUGA
Messenger RNA from Talpa occidentalis (Iberian mole), 4268 nucleotides. RefSeq lists its product as uncharacterized. Gene Ontology annotation, molecular function: RNA-DNA hybrid ribonuclease activity; nucleic acid binding. Bases 3270 to 4268 code for a protein of 332 amino acids. The transcript has 4 exons. NCBI's taxonomy places the organism in Eukaryota, Metazoa, Chordata, Mammalia, Eulipotyphla, Talpidae. The record is from RefSeq and is a predicted model, not a curated record.